This is a messenger RNA of Scophthalmus maximus (turbot), 1671 nucleotides long. RefSeq names its product protein FAM107B. Gene Ontology annotation, biological process: actin filament bundle assembly; actin filament polymerization; regulation of actin cytoskeleton organization. Bases 245 to 826 code for a protein of 193 amino acids. Lineage: Eukaryota; Metazoa; Chordata; Actinopteri; Pleuronectiformes; Scophthalmidae. The record is from RefSeq and is a predicted model, not a curated record. Gene Ontology annotation, cellular component: synapse; neuron projection; stress fiber. The transcript has 5 exons.
CUCCUCUCUCUGCUGUGGUCCUGGUCUGGUAUGGAGCUGGCUGGGUUGCCUCUCAGUUGGGCGGGUUAACACACCCCAGUGCCCGGGCUGUCAGGCUGCCAGGCAGUGGGGGGAGGACCGAGGCUGCUGGGAAAAAAGAGACGGGCUGGAGACGAAAGAAAGACAGGAAGACUGUGGACUGUGAACCUGCUGCCACAAACCUACACAAAACACACGGCGAAGACUGAGCAGAGCUCGGAGAAGAAUGGGAGCCGCAUAUGGAAAGAAGAAGGGCUACAGCAUCGACCAUGAGCCUCCACCCAAGCAGCAGUGUGUGAAAAAUGGAAAGCACCCAAAUGGAAGAGCCUCCGCGUAUGCGGACCUGCAGCAGCACCGGUCCGAGGCCGUCCACAGGAAGCCGCCCCCGGUGUCCAGCUACGUCCCCCAGCCUGACUACCUGGAGGGAGACGAGGACGAGGACCUCAUAAAACCCAAGAAACUGGUGAAUCCUAUCAAAACUUCGAGAAGUCACCAAGAGCUCCACCGAGAGCUUCUGAGCAGCUGCAAAAGGACUGGGGUCACCGUGGAGAUGAAGCCUGAACUGCACAGAGUGCUGGAGUCAAGGAAACGAGAUCAGCUGAUCAAACAGCGGAAACAGGAAGACGACGCCCGCAGGAAGAUCUCACCUCUGGAGGCGGAGCUACUGAAGAGACACAAGAAGCUGGAAGAGAUGGAGAAGCAGCAGGAGAAAGAGCAGGAGGAAAACCUGAAAGCUCCCGAGUUUGUCAAAGUCAAGGAGAACCUGAGACGGACGUCCUUUCAAGGCAAAGACGAGAAGGAGGUGUAGGGACACGGAGCUGAGAAUCAGACUGUCCACCUGUUCACAGGACACGCUGAGGAUAUUUAGAGAGAGGACUCACUGUGGACACACUGAGGAGUCUCUGAGGACAGUGCUGUGCAGCGUCCUGUGGCGUCCUGCAGCAUGCUCUGUUGUGAGUUCACUGUCCUGGUCCUGUCGUUGACUGCAUGUCGACCGACAUGAAGUGAGACACAGUGGAAGAAGAAGAAGAAGAAGAGAAGAAGAAGAAUGAGAAGAAAAAGAAAAAGAUCACCCUUCGAAGACUCACUUGAUAUUCCAAGUGAUUCAAGAAGGUUCUCCCCGUGUCUGGGUGGGUUUUCUCCGGGUACUCCGGCUUCCUCCCACAGUCCAAAGACAUGCAGAGUGGGUUUAGGCUAAUUGUUUGUCUCUCUGAUGGGCUGGUGAGCCGCCUCUCGCCCCAAUGUCAGCUGGGAUUGGUUCCAGGCCCCCUGAGACCUUUUAAGAAAAAGGAUGAAGCCGUAUGGAUAAUGGAUGGAUGGGUGGAUAGUUUAUUUGAAUCAUGAGCCUCUGAAAUGUGAAUAUGAGAAAAGGUGAGACACUGGGGAUUCAGCAGCUGAACAGAAAGUGAGUCAGAGACAUGAUGUUUUUAUUGUUUAUAAGAUUCAUGAUCAUGAUGUUUUCAAUGAAACUGUUUGCAUCUUUAGACUCUAACUGUGUGAGUAGUGAAGAUUCUUGUGUAAAACACAGAUUUUUUAUUUACGUCGGAUGUUGUUAUGUUUUUUUUCUCUCAUUGUUCCAAUGAACGUGUUGAGGCUGAAGAAAUGUCGACGCACAGGCAUGUUCUCGUUAACAGAAAUAAACGACUAAUCCUG